AUAACAAGCCGGAAGUUCCAGAGCCAGCCCCGGGAAAGGGGGAGGGGGGAGCAGGAGAAAGACUGGGUAGGAUGGCGGCUCAAAUUCCAAUUGUGGCAGCCACUUCCAUCCCCGGGAUAGCCCGGAACAGCAAGAAAAGGCCAGCUAGCCCUUCCUACAACGGCAGCAGCGGAGGGGGCUACGGAGCCAGUAAAAAGAAAAAGGUAUCCACCUCUGGCUUUGCGCAGGGUGUCAGCAUGGAAGCCGUGAAUGAAAAUAAAAUGGUGUCCUCUGAGUUUAGCACAGGACCAGUGGAAAAAGCUGGAAAACCUUUGCCGUUUAAGGAUCCUAACUUUGUGCACUCUGGCCAUGGUGGUGCAGUAGCUGGCAAGAAGAACAGAACCUGGAAGAACCUGAAACAAAUUCUCGCUGCUGAAAGGGCAUUGCCGUGGCAACUGAAUGAUCCUAACUACUUUAGUAUUGAUGCUCCUCCAUCCUUUAAACCAGCCAAGAAGUAUUCUGAUGUUUCGGGUCUUCUUGCCAACUACACAGACCCCCAGAGCAAGCUGCGGUUCAGUACUAUUGAAGAAUUUUCCUAUAUUAGGAGGCUGCCAUCUGAUGUCAUCACUGGCUACCUGGCUCUAAGGAAGGCCACGAGCAUUGUUCCCUGAGCCUGAGCAGUGGAGAUGAAGUGGGAACUGUUUCAAAGGCAGACUUUGGGCUCAUGAUUUUGUUUCAUGGAAACAAACUCAUUCUGCUGUCAAUCUCAAAAUGUCAAUGCUGUGCCUUGGAAAGAAUGUUUGGCUUUAAUUUAAGGGUUUUUAAAAUUUUUUUAUUUCUCUGUUUUCCCUCCAAGUGUGAUAUUUCCUGUUGAAUGAAAUUAUAUUUCAGUUGUUGCCUCAAGUAAAAUUGUUUGACAAGAAAAUACAAUAAAAUUGUGCUUUUAAUUUAA
Messenger RNA from Marmota monax (woodchuck), 931 nucleotides. RefSeq names its product INO80 complex subunit C (gene Ino80c). Gene Ontology annotation, cellular component: Ino80 complex. The coding region runs from base 72 to 650 and encodes 192 amino acids. Lineage: Eukaryota; Metazoa; Chordata; Mammalia; Rodentia; Sciuridae. The record is from RefSeq and is a predicted model, not a curated record. Gene Ontology annotation, biological process: chromatin remodeling. The transcript is spliced from 5 exons.